GACAUCACAGGACCAGGACUUACCACAAAAACACUGAAAACAGAUGAGGACCAAACGACUAUCAGAUGUCCUGUGACUCCGAGGAGCACACAGUUCAGCCUCUGUUACAAAAUACCUGUGAGGAGAAACAAUCCGGCCAUAAAACAACAGCUUUUGGAGCGACACUGUGAAGUAUGUCUGCUGAACACACAGAGACCCGGGGAGACACUACAUGUCAGAGUGGAGCUGGUGUUUUUUUCUCCAACCCUUUGAUGAGUGACUUUGAAUCAGACUGGUCCCCGAUUCAUGAUACUGCCUUUAAUGGACGUGUCCUCGCUCUGCAGAGACUCAUUGCUCAGGGUACAUGUGUGAACCUGAACACUCUGGACCAGGUUUCUCCCCUUCAUGGAGCUUGUUUACAAGGCCACGAGUCCUGCGCCAAGCUUCUGGUGGAUAAUGGGGCAAACGUUAACAGUUCAACAGUGGACGGACAAACUCCCCUGUCUGAAGCUUGUGCCCGAGGCCAUGUGACCUGCGUAUCGUUGCUCCUUCAACACGGAGCGACUCCCAUGGGGACCAGCCAGACCAGCUCUCCGAUCCACCGGGCUGCAGCCAAAGGUCAUCCAGAGUGCAUCAAGUUGCUUGUUCAGCACGGCGCUGAUGUGGAUCAGUGUAUCGACCAAUCAGGGUUCCCUCUGCAUACCGCCUGCUCCAAUCAGCACCUGGGUACUGUGAGGAAACUGCUUCAACUUGGUGCCAGUGUGAACAGCUGUGCAUCUGGUGACUCGCCGCUGCACAUCGAUGCCCGUCUGUCCAGCCCUGAGAUGGUGUCAGUCCUGCUUGACCACGGGGCCGAUCGAUCCCUCAGGAACUCGGAGGGCAAACAGCCACUGGACCUUGCGCCUCCCAACAGCCUGGUGGAGAGGCUGUUGAGACAAGCAGGAACGUCUCCCUUAAUGCAGCUGUGCCGGCUGAACAUCAGGAAAACUGUGGGCAAGCAGAGACUGGGUGGGAUUCACGACCUUCACCUUCCCACAGAAGUGAAACAGUAUCUCCUCUACCAAUCAGACCCAGAGGGAGUCUCAUCUAAUGCUUAGAGGAGCUCAGACUCUGAGCAUUUAACUUCUAGGUCAGUAGGGGGUGAAGUUGCAUAAUCUUCCAUGGCUCAUGGUUGUGGUAGUCAUUAACUCAAGACCUCUGUAAACAAACUCUCAAAUUCUCAUGAUCAGUCUGGACUUUAUGUGAACGCUUACAGCGAGUUUUAAUCAUUAAGUAUUCAUAAACAAAAUACAUACAUAUUUAAAAUGAGAAUAUGCUAAGAAAUGCUGCAUAAUUAAUGUAAAAUAAGGUACUGAAACAAUAUUUGUUAGAUUGCACAAGCCUCUGCAUUCAGCCGAUGUAGUUUUUGUUAUUUAAAAUUGAAUUUAUGUCUAAGAUACUGCUGUAUUGAUUUUUCUCCCCCUUCAGACCUACACUAGAUAAACUCUCAUGUGAAAUCUUGUUCAUGUCCGCUACAAUUCAUCCCUAGAAUGUUCCUGGAAACGGCUCAGCGUGUUUGGCUCUUGCAGGGUAUGUAGUAAUUUUUUUUCUGAGGGCAAAAAAACAACAACCUGUUUGUAGAUCAGCUGAAAACACAGUAGAUAAGUCAUCUCCACCUAAUAAAAAGUCACCUUAAAAGUGUCCUUGAAUUUGAACACAUCAAUAUUUUUGUACUGCAAUUAUCAUGACUAUGACUUAAUAAUAAAAACUAAGGGAUUUUUUUCCCAUUAUUUCAAA
Molecule: messenger RNA, 1755 nt
Organism: Epinephelus lanceolatus (giant grouper)
Lineage: Eukaryota; Metazoa; Chordata; Actinopteri; Perciformes; Serranidae
Product: ankyrin repeat and SOCS box protein 9-like
Biological process (GO): intracellular signal transduction; protein ubiquitination; positive regulation of protein catabolic process
Molecular function (GO): protein binding
Source: RefSeq, a predicted model, not a curated record